AUGGGGCUGAGUGAUAAUGUGUAGUUUUUUUUCUAUACAGAGUCGUUUUUAUGCUACCUACCAUCUGUUACUCUUUGUACUUUGCAGUCUAACACACCCAGUUCCUCAAUUUCAUUCUCUACUUCCAUAUUGUGAAUUCUACUCAGUUCACAGGAUUGUUUAUGUGUGUAAGAAGAAUUUCCCAACAUUGUUCCCUGUCAUUAUUACUAACGUAUUGUCGUCUACAUAUCUCCACCAACAUUUUAUUGAUGACCUGAAUGGUUUAGGUGCAUUCUUUUCGCGAAAAUCCAUGAAUAUGUCAGCUAUUAUUGGUGAGAUGGGCAAUCCCAUGGCUACUCCUCCUUCAUUUUGUUGGUAUAUUCUUCCUUCAAAUUUAAAAUAUGUUCUUGUGAGACGGAAUUCAACCUCUUUUAUGAUCUCUUCUACGGAUAAUCGUGUCCUGUCUUUCAGGUCAUUAUCCUCGUCUAGUCUCGUUUUCAGUGCAUCCAUAACCAUCUGAAUGGGUAUUUUCAGUAUAGACUGUUUACAUCAAAGGCGACUGGUAUUUCCUCUUCGUAUAUUCUAAUGCCUUUUAGUCCUUACACUUACUCAAAUGUCUGCCUGUCUGUCUGUUUUUGACAUAGAACUUUCCAGAUAUGUUCGGCAGUUCAAGUCGCCACACUCCCUCUUUGUAACACACAAAGCAAGAGAAGAAAGUACAAGAA
Messenger RNA from Trichobilharzia regenti, 704 nucleotides. NCBI's taxonomy places the organism in Eukaryota, Metazoa, Platyhelminthes, Trematoda, Strigeidida, Schistosomatidae. The record is from the annotation of a GenBank genome assembly.